Arabidopsis arenosa is the source of this 4211-nucleotide messenger RNA. Lineage: Eukaryota; Viridiplantae; Streptophyta; Magnoliopsida; Brassicales; Brassicaceae. The record is from the annotation of a GenBank genome assembly.
ACUACACUUUUAGACGAGUUCUCGGAUUUUCUUUCCAUAACUGGGGACCAAAUUGUUUCUUCUAGAACCAGUUAGAUUCAUUUCACAUUUAGAAAGGUUUGGACCUAAAUGCCAAUAACGACUUAUUCAUUCUAGGAACUAACUUGGCACCUCUGUAGUGACGCAGAUAAUCCCAUGGAUCAUCAAGUUCCUUUCGUCCCUUCUGUAGAGGUUUUAGUGAAGGCUUUGAUUGUCAUUUCAUCGGCAGCAGUUACUGGACCUCCAAGUUCAUGGAUUGUUCGAGCCAUAUUCUGCUCGCAUCAUCCCAGCGUAGUCAUUCGACAUUGGUUAAUUAGAAAAAGAGAAGAUGUUUGGAAGAGAUUGCAAAAGUGUCUCAAAAUUUGUGGUUUUGAUGUUACUACUUUUUUGUCUACCAACGCGGAAAGUGUUUGCAAGAGUCUAUUUGGACCAAUGGGUCUAAUGAGUCCUAAAACUUCGGAGCAGCAAGAGGCAGUAUAUUCCUUGUCCACCAUGAUGUCUCUGGCACCAGAAGAUACAUUUACAGUGUUUAAGACGGCUACUUUUUUGGAUCCAUUGCUGCGAUCACCUAUUGUAAGUGCUGCAGCCUUUGAAAACUUGGUGAAGCUUGCAAGGUGUACAGUUCAGCCACUGUGUAACUGGGCUCUAGAAAUUUCAACUUCUCUGCGCUUGACCUCGAGUGAUGAAGUUGAUGCUUCAUCUGAUUUUCGUCCAUCAGUUGACAAGGCUGGGAAAACAUAUGAGGGUCCUUUUGAGAGGAUUAUAACAGCGUAUCCGUAUCUUGCGCUCUACGGAGUUUAUUCAAAAGAUCUUCGUGUCAAAAUGGCCUACUUAAACGCUGUAAAGGGUAUUCCUGCUGUUUCCAAAUGCUCCCUUCCUCAGAAUGCCCGCUAUGGUCAUGAUUUGGGGACUGAUUAUUCAGGAAUCUUUAAAGCACUUUCUCAUAUAUAUCUCAAUGUCUGUUUAGCUGCAGCAGAACUACUGGCUGAUGCUCUUCAUGAAAGCCCGACAUCAAGCCAGCUAUCUCUUUCCACUUUAUUUUCUCUGUACAUCUGUGAUGCUACGUCUGGUGAGGAUGUCUUUGAUGCUGGUUGGAUAGGAAGGCAGGGAAUUGCCUUAGCACUGCAAUCUGCUGCUGAUGUAUUGACAACAAAGGACCUUCCUGCUGUUAUGACCUUUUUUAUAUUCUGCGCACUGGCUGAUCCCAACAAAGAUGUUCGUGGAAAGAUGAUCAAUGCUGGUAACAUGAUUAUUGAUAAGCAUGGCAAAGAAAACAGCUUCAUCAUAUCUCUUAUCAUGUUGGCAUCUGAUGAGGAGGAAUAUGACCUGGUUCAGGGUGUUGUUAUAUUCACCGGAGCACUUAGCAAGAUGCUGCUCCUUAGAAAUAAGGUUCAGUUACUAAACUUGGGUCUUGAAGAUAAAGCAUGGAGAACAAAGCAAAACAGUGUACAGCUCCUCGGUGCUAUGGCAUUUUGUGCUCCUCAGCAACUGUCUCAAUGCCUUCCUAGGGCUGUGCCAAAACUUACAGAGGUUUUGACUGAUACACAUCCAAAUGUCCAGUCAGCUGGGCAGGUCACUUCAGCAGAGCCAAAGGAUAUGUUUCCUUACAUAGGAUUGCUCCUUCCUGAGGUUAGAAAAGUAAACUGCAGUUCUUACCAAAAUAAUGAGUUCUCUCAGGUUCUUGUGGAUCCAAUUCCCGAGGUACGUUCUGUUGCAGCAAGGGCUGUUGGGUCACUUAUUAGAGGAAUGGGAGAGAAUAAUUUCCCAGAUCUUGUUCCGUGGCUGUUUGAAACUCUAAAAUCUGAUACAAGCAAUGUUGAAAGAUCUGGAGCUGCUCAGGGAUUAAGUGAGGUUAUAGCAGCUCUUGGGACAGAUUACUUUGAGAAUAUACUUACUGACCUCAUUCGUCAUUGUUCUCAUCAAAAAGCAUCGGUCCGAGAUGGAUACCUUCCGCUUUUCAAGGUCUUGCCCAUGAGAAUGAAUCUGUUCGUGAUGCAUCCCUGGGGGCUGGCCAUGUCUCUGCCUCUUCUUCUUCCAGUUGUGGAGGAUGGUAUUUUCAAUGAUAAUUGGCGUAUCCGUCAAAGUUCUGUUGAACUGCUUGGGGAUCUAUUGUUCAAGGAAGAUCACUUGGAGAGCUGGUUAGGAAGCUUGGUGAAAGGGUGCUUCCUCUUAUCAUUCUUAUCUAAAGGACUGAAAGACCCAGAUGUUGAAAAAAGACAAUCAACUGGAUUGCAAGCAAUGGAUGAGAUUACCUCAAAUGUUUUUCAGAAACUUGCUCAGCCUCUUGAAGAUAUUGCAAGAAAAUUUAAAUCGAAGGAGUUGUGUUCAGGACUCGCUCAUGGAGUUGUUUCACGCUACUAUAAGUCAGAGCCAGUUCCAGAUAAUGUAAAUAAUCCCGUCGAUCAUCAAGCUCCUUUCGUCCCUUCUGUAGAGGUGUUAGUGAAGGCUUUGGUUGUCAUUUCAUUGGCAGCAGUUGCUGGACCUUCAAGCUCAUGGAUUGUUCGUUCCAUAGUUUCCUCGCAUCGCCCCAGCAUAGUUGGUACUGGAAAAAGAGAUGCUGUUUGGAAGAGUCUACUUGGACCAAUGGGUUUAAUGAGUCCUAAGACUCCCGAGCAGCAAGCGGCAGUAUAUUCCUUACAAAGGAAAAACGGUGAAGGAAGAGGCACGGGAACUGAUGCUCAAAGAGGAGGCCACAACACGCUAAAAUGUUCACAGGAGAUGCCCUUGAGGAGAUGGGUCUUGCUAAUCAUGUGUUUUGUAACAGCUAGUUACCUUUUUGAGAGAAUUAUACACAGUCAGUGGCUGAAUCAGCAGAUGAUAUAUGGCCAUGGUCAUGAUUUGGGGACUGAUUAUUCAGGAAUCUUUAAAGCACUUUCUCAUAUAAAUCUCAAUAUUAAUUGGUCUUUACACUUUAUUUCUCUGUACAUCCGUGAUGCGACGUCUGGCGAGGAUGUCUUUGAUGCUGGUUGGAUGGGAAGGCAAGGAAUUGCCUUAGCACUGCAAUCUGCUGCUGACGUAUUGACAACAAAGGACCAUCCUGCUGUUAUGACCUUUUUGAUAUCCCGCGCACUGGCUGAUCCCAACACAUAUGUUCGUGGAAAGAUGAUCAAUGCUGGUAUCAUGAUUAUUGAUAAGCAUGGCAAAGAAAACGCAUCUGAUGAAGAGGAAUAUGACCUGGUUCGUGAGGGUGUUGUUAUAUUCACUGGAUCACUAGCAAAGCACUUGGCAAAAGAUGAUCCUAAAGUCCAUAAUGUUGUGGAAAAUCUGUUGGAGGUGUUGAACACACCAUCAGACUCUGUGCAACGAGCAGUCUUAACAUGCCUUUCUCCACUUGUGCUAUCAAAGCAAGCAAAACUCAGGGCGGGAGAUAUAGAAAUCAUUAGAGGAAGAUUCCUUUGCCUCAUAGACUAUGGAGUCAGAGUCCAAGAAGGAUAUCUUAGGAUUCUGAAGUUUCUCACCUCAAGCAACGACUCAAUGAAAAUAAUGAGGAAAGAUGGAUACUGCGCGGCGCAAAUAGAACUCGAGGAACAUCGGCAGCAUGAGCAGCUGCUUAAGAGAGAAAAUGAGUUCCUAAAUCUUGAUGAGCUCAAUCUGAAAUUACGGCGAGCAGAUGUGAGUGUUUCUCGUGCCGAAGAAGACCGAGCAUCUUCUGGAAAGAACUCUUAUUCUAAUUUUGAUAAGACGAAAAAGUUAUCUGCCAAACGGAAGGAGACCGAAGAGGAGAGAAUGCAUCUAUUGUGUCUCUACAAAAGUAUAUUAAAGGAUAUCAACAAAACGCACGCUAAACAUAAGGCAGCAAGUGUUACAGGAGAGGAUAUUAUUACACACAUAAACCUUGCAGUUGCUGAAGAGGCACUUGAACAACUCAAGAAAAAACUUGGUUUACUUGAAAGUGAAAUACGCCACUCUAGUUUAAAGGUUCCAUUGAAAGCUUCAAUCCCGUAGGAAGCUUAGAACGCUAAGGGAAGGACUCAUGGCACAUACAUUUGGACAGUUAUAUGUAGACACAUGUGCAAUGAUUUGGAAUGGUUUAUGAAUGUGAAGAGGAGAGGGAGCCUCCUUAAACCCAUUAGUAUGUGCCUAGGGUAUGUUUUCAUCACCACAUACAUCAGUGUUUCCAAUUGGCCUGCACCUUGAAGACUUGUUUUUUAAUAACCUCCUCUCUGUCUGUGCAAUUAAUUACUCUGGUAAGA